AUGGCUCAGUUUGGAGGACAGAAGACGCCCCCUCCAUGGGCCACCCAAUUUACAGCGACUGCUGUGUCACAGCCAGCUCCAUUAGGUGUCCAACAACCAUCACUACUUGGAGCUUCACCUACCAUCUACACUCAGCAGUCAGCGUUGGCAGCAGCCGGCCUCAGCACCCCUUCUCCAGCAAACUAUCAACUCACUCAAACUGCAGCACUCCAACAACAUGCUGCAGCCGCCGCCGCAGCCGCUGCUCUGCAGCAGCAAUACACUCAGCCGCAGCAAAUCUACAGUGUACAGCAGCAGUUGCAGCAGCCUCAACAGACUUUAAUAACUCAGCCUGCUGUAGCACUGCCAACAAGUCUCGCCCUGUCCACUCCCCAACAGGCUGCACAGAUAACAGUCUCUUACCCUACUCCCCGCUCCAGCCAGCAGCAAACCCAGCCUCAGAAACAGAGGGUCUUCACUGGGGUUGUUACCAAGCUCCAUGAAACAUUUGGCUUUGUGGAUGAAGAUGUGUUCUUUCAACUUACUGCUGUUAAGGGUAAGUCCCCACAAGUCGGAGAUCGGGUUUUGGUGGAAGCUACGUACAAUCCAAACAUGCCGUUUAAAUGGAAUGCACAGAGGAUUCAGACGCUUCCAAACCAGAACCCAGCUCCAGCACAGCCUUUACUGAAGAACCCACCACCAGUUAUGCCACCUGUUGCACAACAGCCUGCUUUUGGGGUUCAGACUCAACCCCCUCCACAAGCGCAAACCUUGCUGCAGGCACAAAUUUCUGCUGCUUCACUAAAUCCAUUACUUCAGGCACAGCCCCCUCCGCUGUUACAGCAACAGCAGCCUAAAGCUGGUUUGUUACAGACCCCGGUUCGCAUGGUAUCCCAACCACAGCCAGUGCGGAGGAUUGAACCCCCAUCCAGAUUUUCUGUCAGGAGUGAUCGAGGGGAUUCUAUUUCCAGUAGAAAAGAUGACCGGAACCGAGAAAGAGAGCGAGACAGACGCAGGUCACGUGAUCGUUCUCCUCAGAGAAAACGGUCAAGGGAGAGAUCUCCGCGGCGUGAAAGGGAACGAUCACCUCGCAGACCCAGACGGGUUGUACCUCGCUAUACUGUUCAGUUCUCAAAGUUUUCCCUGGACUGUCCCGGAUGUGACAUGAUGGAGCUGAGGAGACGUUAUCAGAACUUGUACAUUCCCAGUGAUUUCUUUGAUGCCCAGUUCACGUGGGUGGAUGCUUUUCCUAUCUCUCGUCCUUUUCAGCUUGGUAGCUACAGUAACUUCUAUGUAAUACACAAGGAAGUGGAUCCUCUUGAUAAAAACACUGCUGUACUGGACCCACCUGAUGUGGAUCACACAUACAGUGCAAAGGUCAUGUUGUUGGCAAGUCCAUCUUUGGAGGAUUUAUAUCACAAGUCAUGCGCUCUUGCUGAGGACCCAGUGGAAGUUAAAGAAGGCUUCCAGCAUCCAGCAAGGCUAAUUAAGUUUUUAGUGGGGAUGAAGGGUAAGGAUGAGGCAAUGGCAAUUGGAGGACACUGGUCUCCUUCACUGGAUGGACCGAAUCCAGAUAAAGACCCUUCAGUGCUCAUCAAAACUGCUGUGCGCUGUUGUAAGGCCCUGACUGGCAUUGACCUGAGCUUGUGCACACAGUGGAAGAAGAAGACAAAGAUGAUGGGGAUGCAAAGGAAAUCUGUACUCCUACUCACUGGUCCAAACUUGAUCCGAAGAUCAUGA
Messenger RNA from Staurois parvus, 1719 nucleotides. The record is from the annotation of a GenBank genome assembly. NCBI's taxonomy places the organism in Eukaryota, Metazoa, Chordata, Amphibia, Anura, Ranidae.